This is a messenger RNA of Drosophila pseudoobscura, 2693 nucleotides long. RefSeq names its product putative fatty acyl-CoA reductase CG5065. Gene Ontology annotation, molecular function: alcohol-forming very long-chain fatty acyl-CoA reductase (NADP+) activity. The record is from RefSeq and is a predicted model, not a curated record. Gene Ontology annotation, cellular component: peroxisome. Bases 289 to 2553 code for a protein of 754 amino acids. The transcript has 11 exons. Gene Ontology annotation, biological process: long-chain fatty-acyl-CoA metabolic process. Lineage: Eukaryota; Metazoa; Arthropoda; Insecta; Diptera; Drosophilidae.
CCCCAGGCCAGCACACUCCGAGACCCAUUCAUAUUGGCAAGCAUUGGCCUGGCCGCGUUCAGUCUUCUGUCGAAUGUCGUAGCGUGCACAUCGUCUCCAGUCUCUUCUCCAGUCUCCACCUCAAUCCGAACCCGACUCGAUUCGAUUGGAUUUGAUCCGAACUGUGUCACUCCGCUGCAGUCUCUAUCCGCUAGUCUCGCACCGAAUCGCGUUCGUGUGUGACGUGUUUGUUUCAACGAUAUUGCAAGCGUUUUAAUUGAAGAGAAGAAUCCCAACCACUCGAGCAAGAUGACGGUGGAUCUAUCGCCCGUGCAGGAGUACUACAAGGACAAGACGAUCUUCAUUACUGGAGCGUCGGGGUUCAUGGGCAAGGUGCUGCUGGAGAAGCUCCUCUACUCCUGCCACUCGCUCAAGGAGGUGAUCAUCAUCUGCCGUCCGAAGCGGGGCAAGACCGCAGAGACGCGUCUGGAGGAGAUGUACAAGCUGCCCAUCUUCCAGCGCAUCAAGGAUGAGCGCCCCCACAUGCUCAAGAAGGUGACCAUCUACCAGGGCGACGUUACCUUUGAUUUGCUGGGUCUGAGCGGAGACAGCUUGAAGCAUGUGACCGAGAACACCAACAUCGUGUUCCAUAUGGCGGCCACCCUCAAGCUGGAGGGCAAUCUGCGCGACGCCAUCGACAUGAAUCUUGUGGGCACCAAGCGCGCCCUGGCAGUGGCCAAGCAAAUGAAGAACCUGGAGGCCUUCAUCCACCUGUCGACUGCCUUCUGCAACUGCGAUCAGGAGGUGAUGUACGAGAAGGUCUACGAGUUCCCCCACAAGCCCGAAGAUCUCAUUCGCAUGGCCGAGUGGAUGGAUGUGAAGACCCUCGACACCAUCACCCCUGAUCUUCUCAAGCCGCACCCAAAUACCUACACCUACUCGAAGCGCCUGGCCGAGAUCCUGGUGCGCGACCACUACGAGAGCAUGCCGGUGAUUAUCGCCCGCCCCAGCAUCGUGUCGCCGUCGGCCUACGAGCCCGUGCCCGGAUGGGUGGACAAUCUGAACGGACCAACCGGCCUGAUAGUGGGCGCUGGCAAGGGCGUCAUCCGCUCCAUGCUGAUCGACACGCGCUUUCUCUCGGAGGUGAUACCGGUGGACUAUGCCAUCAAUGGGCUAUGCGUGAUCCCCUACCAGUUCGCGGGGCUAAAGGAGAAGCCCGCGGAGGUGCCCGUCUACAACAUCACGUGCGCCGACCACCGAAAGAUGCAGUGGGGCGACGUGAUCGAGAUGAGCAAAGAUAUUGGCUACCGCUACCCAUUUGAGGCGGGACUCUGGUAUCCGGACGGGUGCAUCACCACCAACAAACUGCACCAUAACAUCAACGUGCUUCUCUUCCACUGGUUGCCCGCUUACUUCAUCGACUUUGUGCUGCUCCUGCUUGGCCAGAAGAGAUUUAUGGUCCGCCUCCAGACCCGCAUCGCUGUGGGUCUCGAGGUGCUGCAGUUCUUUACGAUGAGGGCCUGGUUCUUCAAAUCGGACGCCUACUCGUCCCUCUGGAACAUCAUGAACGAUGAGGACAAGAAAAACUUCAACAUGGACAUGGACCCCGUUGAGACUGUGCCCAUGUACAUCGAGUCGUGUGUCCAGGGCGGGCGGCAGUAUCUGAUGAAGGAGUCUCCCGACAGCCUGCCCCGUGCACGGCUCCAGCUGAAGCUCAUGUACAUCUUGGACCGCUUGUGCAAGACGGUCAUCGUGGGCUCCCUGUGCUACUGGACCUACGUCUCGCCCGCUGCCUAUGAGCCAAUUCCCGGUUGGGUGGACAAUAUGAAUGGACCCACCGGUCUGAUGAUCGGCUGCGGCAAGGGCGUCAUCCGAUCCGUGCUGGUCAAUCAGGAGUACAAGGCAGAGGUCAUACCCGUCGACUAUGCCAUCAACGGCCUGAUUGUGAUCCCCUACGAGUUCAACAAGCAGGCCAAGCGCCCGUCCCAGGUGCCCGUCUACAACAUCACCAAUGCGGAUCACAGGAAGAUGACCAUGGGCACCGUGGUGGAGCUGAGCAAGCGCAUCAACAGGCAGAUACCCCUCAACGCAGGCCUUUGGUAUCCGGACCCCUGCGUAACCACCAACAGAUUUUAUCACAAUAUUAAUGUGGCGCUCUUCCACUGGCUGCCCGCCUACUUCCUCGACUUCCUUCUGCUCUUGUUUGGCCAGAAGAGAUUCAUGGUGAGAGUGCAGCAGAAAAUCUCCACGGGCCUGGGCGUACUUCAGUUCUUCACCCUCACUGCCUGGUCCUUCCGCUCCGAAUUAUAUUGCUCGUUGUGGAACAAACUCAACGAGGAGGACAAGGCGAUAUUCAACAUGAACAUGAACGUCAAGGAGACCGAAGACGACUACAUGGAGCAGUGUGCCCUCGGAGCUCGUAAAUUCAUACUGAAGGAGAAGGAGGAAGACAUACCCUCUGCUCGUCUGCAUAUGAAGAUUCAAUAUGUAGUGGAUGUCGUGUGCAAGACCCUCAUUGUGGGCCUGUUCCUUUACUAUGUCCUCAAGUGGACAGGGGUGCUGGCUCUGUUUUGAGACCAAGGAUUCUGGAUACUCAUUGGUUUGGUGGUCACAGGCAUUUACUUAGUCAAAAAUCUUAGUCAUAGUUACGCAUAUUCGAGGUUAUGAUUCCAAAUAAAAAUGAUUCUAGGUUGUUGUAAAUACAUCUAUCUCCA